UGUACACAGUACGGCUCUGGCGUACUUCUGGGCAGUGUCUGGACUUGGUGCGAGUGUGCUCUGUGCAUUGCAUUGCAACGCCUUGCGAACACAUGGAACCUUGUGCGAUGCGAUGAUAUGCCGUGCUAGGCCACGCGAUGCAGUGCUAUGCGAUCCCAUGCUAUGGUUCCUGUCGGGCCCUCCCCCCCGGGGUGGCUGGUCGCGUGGGAAUGUCGGCGCGGAAUCUCAGAGACUUCAUAGAGCUGCGCGUGCCAGCCAUGCAAGCGCAGUUGGAAACCAGAGUGAGGGAGGGCGUUCUGAUGGAGCACUACACCAACAUCCACCGCCUACGCGCCCUCUUGCUGAGCCACCCGCUCGUCUCCACCGCCACGCCGCACAAGGUGGACAAGGCGCUCGACCCCAAGUGCUUCGACGAGGACGGUUGGGCCUAUAAAUAUCACCAGUCCCCUUGGGACUUGUCAGUGACGCUCGCAGCCUCUGGCGCGAAGUUCACCCUCGGAUGGACCACGAACCAUAUCAAGAAGCCGCUCGCGGCGAUGUGGUGGUUGAUGCGAGGGAAGGCCGCGACGGCGGAUAACCUCGCCCACGCGGAGGCGAUAUUCUUGGAUGUCGCCGAGGCGUCGCGCCCCAGCCUCCGGCGAGCUCUUCCUCUGCCGGCGUCGCGCCCCAGCCUCCGGCCCCUGCCUCCGGCGGCAAUUGCGGCGCCGCCGCCGGCCAGGCCCGCGCCUCCGGCGGCAACUGCGGCGCCGCCGACGGCCGGGCCCCAGCCUCUGGCGGGAGACGCGGCGCGGGCGCCGGCCCGCGCCAGCGAGCCCGCGCCGGAGAGGCCGCCGGCCCCCGGCGAGCCCGCGCCGCAGAGCCCGCCAGCCCCCAGCCAGCCCGCGCCGCAGAGCCCUCCGGCCCCGGACACCGCCUGUCCGGUGGAGCCUUUGGCGGGGGCGCCCGCCGCCGCGCCGGGGGCGUCCGCCGACGCCACCAGCGCGGCCUCCGCGCUGCUGCCAGCGGCGAGCGUCGAUGCCGGUGCUGCCGCCUGCGACAAGCCUGCGGACAGCGCCCCAGGCGGCGCCGAGCGCCGCGACCACCUCGAGGAUUUCCAGCUGGACGAGGCGAUGAGGAUGUCCGAGCAGGAAUCGGCUGAAGUCCGCGAUCUCGAUUACAGCCCAGAUCAGAAGUCGGACCCUCCGUCGGACGAGGAGGAGGAGGGCGUCGAGGCCGACCCAGCGGAGCCGCAGAGCAGGGUGCGUCGCCGCUCGAGGUCGCGAGCGGGGCCCGCGCGCCCGCGCGACCCAGCCUCUGGCGGGGCGGACGGCGAGAUCGACCUCACCAUGCACGUGUCCGCCAAGAGGCUGCAGCGGCUGACCGAGGACCAGAAGGAGCGGCUUCGCCAGAUUGUGCGCACCAGCGAUAGGCAGCUGCACUUCGGCGAUUACUGGCAGAGCAGGCCGCGGGCGGGGGGUCCUCCUCGGGGGCCAGCGGCGACGGCCAGGGCUCGCGAUCAGCAUCGGGCGCUGCUCCUCCAGCACCUGCGGGCGUACGCGGACCCGAUCCCAGACGCCGCAGAGUUCAUCGCGGGAAUCCCUUCCAAGAACGCCGGGCGCUGGGGCGUCAACGAGGAUGUCGUGAAGGCCAUCGCCAGCAGGAAGGUCCACUACAUGCAUUUGCUGACCCACCAGAUGGAGCACGACCGUCUGCUCUUCUGCGAGGAGUGGCCGGACCUCAGCCCAGCCUCUGGCGGGUGGUGGGUGCUCCAGGAAGAGGACUGGCUGCAGCUCAAGCAGGAAUGGGCGGCACCGACGGAGACACCCGUCGCCUCGAUUGAGGACUUCCCCGGCGUGCGCGACACGCGCGACUACGUCAAGCACAUUUUGACGCUGCACGAUGGCGAGGCCAGGCUUGUGCGCACAGAGUGGAAGCCCUUCCCAGCCUCUGGCGGGAGCAUCCUUCAACCUGCCUACUGGCAUUGCCAAUUCGCGCGCAGCUGGGCGACUUAUUCGUGGCUCUCCUCACGCAAAGGGCACUUGACCAACGAAGACUUGGAGUUGAUCAUGACACAGGACGGCGGCGAGACUGGCUUGAUGAGGUGGAACCCAGCCUCUGGCGGGAACUGGCAGAUCCGCACUGGCCAAUUCAUCGCGCUGGCCGAACUCUUCUGGUUCGGGAAAGACUGGUGCUCAUGCUACGAUAUCUACCGCGCUUACCUGAGCCUGCCUGUCUGGAUCCAGAAGCGCAAGCAUCCUGUCUCGCAGAAUGCGCCGGGAACCAUGAGGCGCAACGCGAAAGCGUUUCACUACCAGCACGCGGAGUCCACAGAGCGAGCUGAAAUGUUACAGGUCGCGUGGACUUCGAUGGAAGCGGACAUGAAGGGGCGCCAGGUUCUCGGAUACCGUGACGAGCACAAGGUUGAGUUAAUGCGCCGCGAUGAGAGGAGCAAGCUCGGGAACGCAGCCUCUGGCGCGACUUUUGCGUAUCAUCCAUUCAUGAACCCGGCAAGUCGCCGCACUGGUGGACAGGAGUUCGCGCUGUUGCUGCCUGAUGUGCGGGAUGGCAACCUCCGGGCAGCUUGCGAGGACCUCGCCAAGGUGUUCCACGUGAAACCCACGUUCAGGGACGCGGAGAGCGCCCUGAGGAAGCACGAGAUAAAGCUUUGGGCCGGGGCCCACGCCAAAUACAAUCGAAUCAGGUUCAUACGGUGGUUGUUCGAGGCGGAGGGCCUGGACGUGCCUGUCGACGAGGAAGAUUGGCCCCUGCUCGCUGGCAUGGGGUCCGGGGCCGAAGAGGGUUUGGACGACGCGGGAAUUGAUUCCUACGAAUCGGCUGAGGUGGCCCGCGCAGCCUUGGCCGCUGUACUCGCAGCCCCUGGCGCGACGUCUCCGCAAGAUGGCGUUGGUGCACCUCCCGAGUAUAUUUACGGACUCGACGACUUGGUUUGCUUCCUGUGCUUGUCCACAAACAAAGAAGCUGUUGCCCGCAAGGUGUUACCGCCGCCAGCGCUCCCGGUGUCCGUCGUUGAGGAUUUGGGGAUGGCUGCCCCCGUCGCAGCCUCUGGCGCGACAGCGUGCCCUGGCGAGACUCGUUGUUAUGCGAGAAUCACAACGAAAGCCACCGCGAAGCCAGCCAUCGUCUCCAUCUUGGCGUGGGUGUUCCAAGACAUUUUGCGAUGGGUGCGCGCGCCCGCCGCGGGGGCACUGUGUCAAUGUUGCCGAGCUUGGCGCGCUGGAGGCUUAUUUCUGGCUUGCGCGCUGUCUGAGAGGAGGCGGUGCGUCGCAGACUCUGUCGCGAGCAUCUUGUCCUUCGAUGCGAAACCCGCCCAGGCAUUGCUUCAAGCAGGGGCUUCGAGGAGUGAUAUUCUCCGCGCCUGGGCGCGCGCGUGGGACUUGCUCGACGGGCUCCCCCCGCGUGCCUGUUUGGGCUUCGACGAACGAUUGUUGUCCAUGGCACUAGUCCGCAUGGGCGUCAAGGAACACCUUCGGGGUGACGCGAAGGACGCGGUUGCCCAGAUGUUCUUGGACGCAGGCGGGGAGCAUUCGCUUGCGAGGGAAGCGUCGUUCGCAGAGGUGGAGAAAGGGCAGCUUGCAGAGAUCGAGUGCCAUGUGUUGAUGUUGGUGCCGCGGCACCGCGACGGCGCGACCGCGACCUCCGACUGGCGCCGCGAGUAUGGCACGCCGGAGUCGCGCCCGGCGAAGCAGGACGCCGCCGGCUGCCCGCCGCACGCGGGAGGAGCUCCACGCGCGGGCAGCUCCGGCGCCGCCCGCCGAGGGGGGCGGCGCCGCCUCGCCUGCGGCGCGGCGCUGCUGGCGCUGCUGCUCGGGGCGGGUCAGACGGGCGUGCUGCAGCAGGCGCGAGAUGCCGCCGACGUGCAGAGGCGAGCGACGAUCACCGAGCGCAUCUGGAUUGCGCACGGGAAGCGCCACUUUGCCGAGAGGCACUGGCUCAGCGGCGAGCUCUUCUCGGCGCUGCGCGCGGACCCGGCGAACCAGGCGUGCUGCGACGGCGGCGCCGGCGAGGCGGAGUGGGCGUCGGUAUCCCACGGCAUCUACCUCAGCAUCGCAGCAGCCGGCGUGCACAGGAGCAUGGGCGUCCGCACCAGCUUCGUGCAAUCGACCGCGAUGGACGCCUGGAAGCCGCUCCACCUCAGGAUGAUGGAGCUCGGCGGCAACAGGCGUUUCAGCGACUUCCUCCGCCAGCACGGCAUCCCAGACGGCACGCCGCUCCGCGAGAAGUACGCGACCCGCGCCGCCGCCUGGUACCGCAGGGCCCUGCGAGCGGAGGCCGAGGGCUCCGACGCGCCAGAGCCCCUGGCGGAGAACACGGGGCACCUGCCGGAGGAGUCGUGCGCGAGCAGCGCCGUCCUCGACAGGGUCUUCGCCGAGGCGAAGGCGGACAUCUCCCCGCGCAGCGUCGGCAGCAGCCGGAGCGCGCCCGACGUGGCCUCCCGGAGGCCAGUCCUGCGCACGCUGAGCAGCAGGUCGCUCCCGGAGCUCGCCAGCCCCGCCGGGGGCGGCAGCAGCGUGGGCAAGUUGGUUUGCAGCGGCCUGACCUACGCCAUGCGAUGAUCCCCAGGCUGUGUGUUGGCCCGGUGUGUGUUUAUCGCCCAGACCUCCAACGCAUCGAGGCAUGAUCGACCCACCGUUUCACGCUAGUCGUGCUCUUGGGCUUUAGGAACCCACGUGUUUUCACGCUGUUCCUGCUCUGUGGCGUUUGGAACGCACGUGGUUUCACGCUUGCCCCGCUUGGGGGCGUUAGGAACCCAGUUGGUUUCACGCCUAUCCCGCUCUGGGGCGUCAGGAGCCCACGCGUGUUGACGCGUAUCCCGCUCUCGGGCGUUGGAAACCCACGUGGUUUUUGACGCCUGUCCCGCCCUGGCGCGUUAGGACGGAACCCACGCGUGUUCACGCUUAUCCCGCCCUGGGGCGUUCGGAACCCAUGUGUUUCCACGCGUGUCCCGCUCCGGGGCGUUUGGACCAACACGUUUUCACGCUAGUCGUGCUCUGGAGCUUUGGAAGCCCACAUGUGUUCAUGCUUGCCAUGCUCUGUGGCGUUUGGAACGCACGUUGUGUCCUCUCGCGUGUCCUCUCCAAUCGACC
Prorocentrum cordatum is the source of this 5084-nucleotide messenger RNA. The record is from the annotation of a GenBank genome assembly. Lineage: Eukaryota; Dinophyceae; Prorocentrales; Prorocentraceae.